AUGUCUGGUGUUAGCAAACCUGAGAUCGGCACGACGGCCGUCGAAAGUGAAGAAAAAACGUCUUUGCCUGAAACUCAAUAUGAAUUUCAAAAUAGCCAGCCAAAAACUACGUUCCAGCGCUUCAAAAACUCUUUCAAGAAAGCAGAUGAGCUAGGCAACGCUAGCGACAAAGAAUACGGUCCGGAAACGGACCAACCUCCUCAAACCAACCUCAAAAAAACUAUCAAGUCAAGACAUGUAGUGAUGAUAUCACUUGGUACGGGUAUCGGAACCGGUAUGUUGGUGGGUAACGGUAAAGCUCUACACAGCGGUGGGCCUGCUGGUUUGGCAAUCGGAUAUGCUAUUAUGGGCUCGUGUCUGUAUUGCAUCAUCCAGGCCGCUGGUGAGCUGGCCGUGGUGUACAGUUCGCUCUCGGGUAAUUUCAACGCUUAUCCAUCUAUUUUGGUUGAAAAAGGAUUUGGUUUUUCCGUUGCAUGGGUCUACUGUCUGCAAUGGCUAUGUGUUUUCCCUCUCGAGCUGGUCACGGCAUCGAUAACUAUCAAGUACUGGACCACAUCCGUCAAUCCCGACAUUUUUGUGGCCAUCUUCUACGUGCUCAUCAUUUUGGUGAAUUUGUUUGGGGCCAGAGGUUAUGCAGAAGCUGAGUUUUUCUUCAACACUUGCAAAGUGCUCAUGAUCACUGGGUUUUUCAUCUUGGGAAUCAUCGUCAACUGCGGUGGAGCUGGAACCUCCGGCUAUAUUGGCGCCAAGUACUGGCACAACCCUGGUAGCUUCUAUGGAACUAAACCAAUCCAUCAUUUCAAAGGUAUCAUUGCCACAAUGGUGACUGCUGCAUUUGCAUUUGGUGCUACCGAGUUUAUUGCCCUAACUGCCGCUGAACAAUCCAACCCAAGACGUGCCAUUCCCUCUGCUGCCAAGAAAGUUCUGUACAGAAUUGUACUGAUUUUCCUGGUACCAAUCAUUCUAGUAGGCUUCUUGGUUCCAUUCAAUUCUGAUGAAUUGAUGGGUUCCGGAAGCUCUGCAACCCACGCAUCUCCAUACGUCAUUGCAAUCUCAUCCCACGGAGUUAGAGUUGUGCCUCACUUCAUUAACGCUGUCAUUUUGUUGUCUGUCCUUUCGGUCGGUAACUCCGCCUUCUACUCUAGUUCGCGCUUGCUAUUAUCCCUAUCAAGUCAGAACUACGCUCCUAAAUGGCUGAAUUAUGUCGACCGCCAAGGUAGACCCAUAAAGGCAAUGCUGAUUUCCACGAUUUUUGGGCUAAUCUCGUUUGUUGCAGCUUCUCCCAAAGAAGAGACAGUGUUUACGUGGCUAUUGGCCAUCUCUGGGCUGUCGCAACUGUUUACCUGGAUUUCGAUCUGUAUAUCACACAUUCGCUUCAGAAAGGCGCUUCGAGUUCAAGGUCGGUCCCUAGGAGAACUUGGCUAUAAAUCACAAACUGGCGUGACAGGUUCUUACUACGCUACUUUUAUCAUGGUUUGUGUGCUGAUUGGCCAAUUUUGGGUGGCCAUCGCGCCCAUCGAUUCAUCCAAAUUGGACGCUAACAAUUUCUUCGAGAAUUACUUGGCGUUGCCUAUCCUAUUGGUGCUGUACAUUGGCUACAAAGUUUGGAUGAGAGAAUGGAGGCUAUUUAUUCCAGCGAGUGAAAUUGAUUUGAACGUUGGCCGCAAAGUAUUUGACGAGGAUCUUGUGAAGCAAGAGGACGCAGAAUACAAGGAAUACAUUCGCAAUUCCGGAUGGCUAAGAAGAGUUGGCAGCUUCUGGUGUUAG
Molecule: messenger RNA, 1767 nt
Organism: Lachancea sp. 'fantastica'
Lineage: Eukaryota; Fungi; Ascomycota; Saccharomycetes; Saccharomycetales; Saccharomycetaceae
Source: the annotation of a GenBank genome assembly